AUGGAGCAAGAGAUUUUGAAAAGACUAGUUUUGGCUAGCGACACGACAAUUAUUGGCAUGGGGGUGGAGCCGGUGGUGAGCAGAGAGCAGCCACUAUCGAUCUUACACACUCUCCACAUGAUGCUGCUCUGUUGUUGUUGGCCAGUCCAUAAAUGCGUUACGGUGCUGUCAUGCUUUGAUACGUUGAUUGUCACUGUACUCGCUUAUAAGUCUUUCAAUGCACUUUCAAGCGCCAUACACGACCCGGACUGGUUCACUGUACUUUUCUUCUUAUUUUUCCUGGGUUUCGCCACUUGCCAGAUUAUUGCUACCAUAUUCAUCAUAUUGGCACAUAAGCGAAAUAUUGCACGUUAUUGUUACCCUCGAUUAGUGCUUAUCGCUGGCCUUACUAUUUGUUCUGCUAUUGCUUGCAUAGUUAUGCUGUUUUAUUUCGGUGGAGCGCAAGCAACAAUGAACAACUUUUUCUUCCGCGUUUACGAGUACUUUUUCGAAGAAGUGGAUGCUUUGGAGAGGGCAGAGCUCAAAUCCGAACUGAGAAUGUAUGCAGCAGGUUUUUUCGUAUUAGCACUCACCUUCUGUGCCUACAGCUUAUUCGAACUAUUCCUUACUAGAAAGUUCUAUCUGUCGUUGGAUGACUUCACACCCAUUCCUCAAAGUGACCCUUCAGCCCCUCAACCAGCGUUCAAUCCAGAUUUUGCACAAGCGCCUGUUGUAUAAUGUUUUCGGUGUCUACGUCAAAUCUGCCCGACUCAAUAAACUGGAAAAAAGUUUCGUUGGAGUGUUUUAUUUUUAUUUUUGAGAUCAACUUGAGUCUAGACUUUUCUUUGUUCUGUUAUUCAUUUCUGAUUGCGUGCUGCAUUCCUUAUUUUAUUCAUUUGAGGCAUGGCGAUGUAGAAUGGAUUUUCUAGACUAGAUUUUCUAUUCAUGUCAUAUAAAUGUUAACAUUCCAUAAGAACAAAUUUGUUUUUUUUUUCUAUUUCUCUUGUGCUUAAGUUACUGCUGGUUCGAACUGCGAGGAUCUGAUCUCAUGUAUAUGUUGUUGUUCAGUGAAAUGU
Molecule: messenger RNA, 1055 nt
Organism: Cylicocyclus nassatus
Lineage: Eukaryota; Metazoa; Nematoda; Chromadorea; Rhabditida; Strongylidae
Source: the annotation of a GenBank genome assembly